This is a messenger RNA of Kluyveromyces lactis, 1362 nucleotides long. RefSeq lists its product as uncharacterized. NCBI's taxonomy places the organism in Eukaryota, Fungi, Ascomycota, Saccharomycetes, Saccharomycetales, Saccharomycetaceae. Gene Ontology annotation, cellular component: membrane. Gene Ontology annotation, molecular function: carbohydrate:proton symporter activity. The transcript has a single exon. Gene Ontology annotation, biological process: carbohydrate transport; transmembrane transport. The record is from RefSeq and is a predicted model, not a curated record. The coding region runs from base 1 to 1362 and encodes 453 amino acids.
AUGUGCGUAUACUGCGGCGAAAUCAUUGGUUUACAAAUAACAGGUACACUUGCAGAUCGUUAUGGUUACAGAAUUGUCUUGAUCGGCGGCUUGAUUGCUUUGAUUGGUCUAAACUUUAUUUUAUAUUUUGCGAACAGUUUAGCAAUGAUUGCUGUAGGCCAAAUUUUAUGUGGUAUUCCAUGGGGGUCAUUUCAAACUCUUUGUGUCUCUUAUGGUAGUGAAGUUUGUCCAUUGGUUUUAAGAUAUUAUCUGACCACUUAUAUCAAUCUAUGCUGGCUUGUUGGUCAAUUGAUUGCUGCUGGUGUCUUGAAAGCAUGCCAGGAGCAUUUAGCAAACGACCAGUUAGGUUGGAGGCUUCCAUUUGCCUUGCAAUGGGUAUGGCCCAUUCCGUUGAUAAUUGGAAUUUAUCUAGCUCCUGAAUCACCAUGGUGGUUGGUGAGAAAAGGUAAAAUGGAACAAGCCAAGAGAUCUGUCACAAGAAUUUUGACUCUGCCAGCUACUGAAAAGGACAAUUUGUCUGAUUUGAUGAUUACAAAGAUGAAAAUGACCGUAGAAAAAGAAAAUAGAUUGGUCUCGCAGUCAAGUUCAUACAUGGAUUGUUUCAAGGGUGUUGACUUUAGAAGAACCAGGAUAGCAUGUUUAACCUGGGUUAUUCAAAAUUUGACUGGAUCUCCGUUAAUGGGUUACUCCACGUAUUUUUAUGAGAAAGCAGGAUUAGAUACCUCUUCUGCAUUUACAUUCUCUAUUAUUCAAUAUGUCAUCGGAAUUAUUGGUACUUUGACAUCAUGGUUCCUGUCGUCCAGAGCUGGUCGCUUCACGAUUCUCUUUUGGGGUGUAUUUUUCCAAAUGGUAGUCAUGCUCAUUACCGGUGGCCUUGGGUUCAGCAGUUCUCAAGGUGCAAGCUGGGGUGCAGGUUCUAUGUUGCUGAUCUACAACUUCUUCUACAACUCAACCUUAGGUCCCGUUGUUUAUUGUGUGGUAUCUGAAAUCCCAAGUGAUAGGUUAAGAACUAAGACUGUUGUACUAGCACGUAACGCGUACAACUUAAUUGCCAUUGUGAACUCCAUUUUGACUCCAUAUAUGCUCAACUCGUACCAAUGGAACUGGGGUGCAAAGACAGGGUUAUUCUGGGGUGGUUUUGCGGCUGUCUCUUUGACCUGGGCAUAUUUCGAUUUACCAGAAACUAAAGGCAGGACAUUUGCAGAGCUUGACGAGUUGUUUCACCAGAAAAUUCCAGCAAGAGAGUUUAACAACACACACGUUGAACCAUUUGCUCGUGAGACAAUAAUGAAAGACAUAGCCGCCAACAUAGAACUCAACCUGGAACCAAUCGAGGAAGAGGAUUUUGACUGCAAGAAAUAA